GGAUGUCCUUAAUACUAAGGUUCAGUGAAUUCACUGUGGAUGUCCUUAAUACUAAGGUUCAGUGAAUUCUGCAUGGAUGUCCUUAAUACUAAGGUUCAGUGAAUUCAGCAUGGAUGUCCUUAAUACUAAGGUUCAGUGAAUUCAGCAUGGAUGUCCUUAAUACUAAGGUUCAGUGAAUUCAGCAUGGAUGUCCUUAAUACUAAGGUUCAGUGAAUUCAGCAUGGAUGUCCUUAAUACUAAGGUUCAGUGAAUUCACUGUGGAUGUCAUUUUUACAGAGGUUCAAUCAGUUAUAGUAAGUGAUAUCUAUACAGAGGUUGAAUCAGUUAUAGUAAGUGAUAUCUAUACAGAGGUUCAAUCAGUUAUAGUAAGUGAUAUCUAUACAGAGGUUGAAUCAGGUGGAGUGAGCGAUAUCUAUACAGAGGUUCAAUCAGUUAUAGUAAGUGAUAUCUAUACAGAGGUUCAAUCAGUUAUAGUAAGUGAUAUCUAUACAGAGGUUCAAUCAGUUAUAGUAAGUGAUAUCUAUACAGAGGUUCAAUCAGUUGGAGUGAGCGAUAUCUAUACAGAGGUUCAAUCAGUUAUAGUAAGUGAUAUCUAUACAGAGGUUCAAUCAGUUAUAGUAAGUGAUAUCUAUACAGAGGUUGAAUCAGGUGGAGUGAGCGAUAUCUAUACAGAGGUUCAAUCAGUUAUAGUAAGUGAUAUCUAUACAGAGGUUCAAUCAGUUAUAGUAAGUGAUAUCUAUACAGAGGUUCAAUCAGUUAUAGUAAGUGAUAUCUAUACAGAGGUUCAAUCAGUUGGAGUGAGCGAUAUCUAUACAGAGGUUCAAUCAGUUAUAGUAAGUGAUAUCUAUACAGAGGUUCAAUCAGUUAUAGUAAGUGAUAUCUAUACAGAGGUUCAAUCAGUUAUAGUAAGUGAUAUCUAUACACAGGUUCAAUCAGUUAUAUUGGGUCUUCUCCAUACAGCAGUUCAGUUCAAAGUAUUUUUUGCAUGUUUUUGGCAUUAUUCCAGCAACACCAGCUUCACACACUGUAGCCAUCUGGGAAGUCAAACCCAGGUCUUUGACAUGAUGAACCAACACUUGACCACCCCACUACCAGGAUCAGAAGUGGAGAACCGAGUGGUAUUGCCAGGUGAUGAAGGUUCCUUUUAGUGUACAACUAUGGUAUAUCAUAGAAAACAAACACCAGCUAUGGAAUAAUUCAUUUAUAAACCAAUAACCUCAUUCAUUCUGGAGUAAAGGUACUGAGUAACCAAACAAUGACAUUGAUAACAUGCUCAACAAGAUCAACAAGAUCAUACAGUAGUACAUUGCAAGGUAAUAUUUUGAUUGUGUCUCAACAGGAGAUCACUUGUGUUUACUGUGUACUUACUAGUGGUGGUCCGAUUAAUUGAAAUAAUCGAAGAUUGGUCGCAGUGACUAAACGACCAAGCAAUUGAUCAUGUUUUCUCAUAAUCGAACACAAACAAUUCUG
Messenger RNA from Haliotis rubra (blacklip abalone), 1470 nucleotides. RefSeq lists its product as uncharacterized. The record is from RefSeq and is a predicted model, not a curated record. NCBI's taxonomy places the organism in Eukaryota, Metazoa, Mollusca, Gastropoda, Lepetellida, Haliotidae. The coding region runs from base 225 to 1148 and encodes 307 amino acids. The transcript is spliced from 2 exons.